AUGAUAAUUUUAUUGCGUCAUCUAACAUAUUGUGAAUUAUUCUCUGAAGAUAUCAGUCCAGUGGCUAUCGAGCGUCAGGCCCAGAUACGUCAUGUUGGUUCCGACCCCGAUCUCAGUCCCCUCCAACCUCAGGCGAUAGCCCGCUGGAGGCGUCCCGUGAUCGGCUCUGCGACAGAACCACAUUGCCUCGAAUUUCUCAGGGGACACCUCAGCCCCAAUCCCUUGAUCACACGACGACCACGCAGGCCACCGCCAGCUCCGCCAGACGGAUGGUCUUGCCCCACGCCGUACCCCAAACCAGCACCAACAUAUCGUUGGCGUAGCACGCCAGUGCCGAAUCCGGAGGCAUCGGCGCCCGAAGCACCGCGUCGUACGCGAUGUUCCACAGCAACGGACCCAACACAGGACCCUGCGGGACCCCGCGGUACACCGCCCUCUCAGUCAUCCCCCCGCCUCGGACAGUGUAGACGAUGCUCCGGUCCCGGAGGAACGCCUGGACCACACCCCGCAGGUACGCGGGUACCCAAUGAAACUCGAGGGCCCGGCAUAUCCUGUCCCAGGGGAUGCUGUUGA
This is a messenger RNA of Bombus terrestris (buff-tailed bumblebee), 573 nucleotides long. Its product is annotated as extensin-like. The transcript has a single exon. The record is from RefSeq and is a predicted model, not a curated record. Lineage: Eukaryota; Metazoa; Arthropoda; Insecta; Hymenoptera; Apidae. The coding region runs from base 1 to 573 and encodes 190 amino acids.